Bacillus rossius redtenbacheri is the source of this 5402-nucleotide messenger RNA. It is a transcript of the gene Ltn1, whose product is annotated as E3 ubiquitin-protein ligase listerin. The record is from RefSeq and is a predicted model, not a curated record. Gene Ontology annotation, molecular function: ubiquitin protein ligase activity; ribosomal large subunit binding; cullin family protein binding. The transcript has 24 exons. Gene Ontology annotation, biological process: rescue of stalled cytosolic ribosome; ribosome-associated ubiquitin-dependent protein catabolic process; anaphase-promoting complex-dependent catabolic process. Gene Ontology annotation, cellular component: anaphase-promoting complex; cytosol; RQC complex. Lineage: Eukaryota; Metazoa; Arthropoda; Insecta; Phasmatodea; Bacillidae. The coding region runs from base 186 to 5294 and encodes 1702 amino acids.
UAAUGUAAAGAACAUGGUGUGAAAGUACCAGAGACAAUACUUGUGUUGCGGUCUGGAGACUGAUGUCACUUGUUGGUUCUUAAAUUGCAGGUGAAAGUAUGGUGGAAACACCAACAAAUGGUGGCAUUUAAUUUUUUAUUUUGACAUUUGCUGUUGUUGGCAUUUAACCUAUCGAAAUUUUAAAAAUGGGAGGAAAACAUAAACAAGCACAGAGAACCAAGAACAACGCUAGACCAUCCAGCAGUGGUCGAAGUGCCGAACUGUUGGGCAACCAGGCCCCGAAGUUCGUUGGUUUCGGAGCGGCGAAGGAUGGGGGGUACGUCCCGGUGCUGCCGGGGUUCUCGCUGGGGGGCAGCGACGUGCUGGACCCCAACAUCAGCGCAGACUUCCAGAUCGUCCUCAAGAAAAUGAACAAGAAAGAUGCUACCACCAAGUUAAAGGCCCUGCAGGAGUUCGCGGAGCUGGUGGGGGGCUCGGAGGAGCGGGAGGUGAGCUCCGUGCUGCCGUUCUGGCCGCGCCUGUACGGCCACCUGGCCGUGGACGCGGAGCACCGUGUGCGCGAGGCGGCGCACCUGGCCCAGCGCGCCGUGGUGCGCUGCGCCCGCCGCAACCUCGCCCCCUACCUGCGGCAGCUGGUGGGCCCGUGGUUCACCUCCCAAUACGACACCCACUGCCCGGCCGCCUCCGCCGCCGCCCAGUCCUUCCAGGAAGCAUUCCCGCCGAACAAGGUCCCGGAGGUGAUAGUUUUCUGCCAGAACGAAAUUUUGAAUUACAUUCACGACAACAUUAUCGUCCAGAAGCCACAGACUGUUGGAAAUCCUCAGGCCCUGUCCAAGGAGGAGCUGGAGGCGAAGCACGAGCGCCUGCUGGUGGGCAGCCUGCAGGGGUACGCCCUGUACCUGGACUCGGUGCCCCCGGACGGGCUCGCCGCCGCCCGGGACUCCAACAGGAGGAUCACGUCCUCCAAGAAGUUCUGGAAGUACAACAGGCAUCCUUCCUCGCUGGUGCGCAGCGCGUGGUUCAAGGUGGUGGCGGCCCUGUGCCAGAAGACCCCCGACCUGGUGUCGGAGGAGUCGGCCCAGGCCACGCUCGCAGUCUUCAGCAACCUGGACGAGGCGGACCCGGUGGUGCUGUCGGCCGUCUGGGACGCGGCCCUCCAUGUGGUCACCACUCUCCAGGACUGCUGGGCGCACGUGAGCGCGGAGAAGCUGGUGCUGCCCAAGCUGUGGUCCGUGCUGAAGCAGGGCGGGCGGGGCAGCGCGGCCGCCAUCUUCCCCAGCCUGCUGCCGCUGCUGAGCCGGCUGCCCGACGCCGUCGUCCGGGACAGGGCCGGCUUCUUCCCCCUCUUCUUCUCGCACAUGCGGCAGGGGUUCAGCCAGAAGUGUGUGUACCAGAGCAUCUCGGAAAGCAACGCGGUUGCCAGGUGCUACACAGAAUGUCUGCGGUUCGUCCUUGUCAAGCAUUUUGAAAAACAGGAUCUAUGCUUGGAUCUCAUUGAAAACCACCUGGUCCCGGCGGUGGAGCUCGCGCUGCAGAGCGACAGCCGCACGCUGGCGGCGGCCGUGUUCCGCCACGUGGCCGCGCUGGCGGGCUCCUGGGACGGGGACGAGCGGCUGGCCGAGCUGCAGGGCGCGUUCUGGGCGGCGGCGGGCGGCAGCGUGCUGAGACUGCUGAAGGACCGGGACCCGCCCGCGCGCGGCCUGCUGGACCACGUCUCGCUGCUGUGCUCCUGCCUGGGCGACUCCUCGCACGACCGCGCACGCCCGCAGCACCGCGUCAAGUUCGCCGGCGUGGAGGAGGGGGCGGACUGCGACGACCCCACGCCCGUCCCGCGGCUGGCUCCGGGCGUCCAUCUGAAGGGGCUGGUCCGGGACGUGUGCCGGGCCUGCCUGGAGGGGAUAGCCGGCGGCGGCCUCCCGCUCUUCCUGCCCCUGCUGGCGUCGCUGCUGCGGAGGUUCGGAGACGAGGAGCUGCUGGCCUCCCUGGCCGGCGACCGCCCCCCGCCGCUGGCGUGGGCCGAGGCCACGGUGUCCGAGUGGCUGCGGCCGGGGUGCCCCUGCCCCCGCGAGGUCGUCGCGUUCACCUUUGUCCUGCUGGAGAUGCUCCCGGAGACGGACCGGCUGCCCCUGCUGGAGCACCUGUCGCAGCUGGCCCGAGACGGCUCGCUGCUGGUGUGGUUCCUGGAGGCGGCCGUGCUGCACCGCCACGUUCCCGCCGUGCGCGAGUGGCUGUCCGGGGCCGGGUGCCGCCCCUUCCUGCUGUGCCUCGCCGGCCUCUCCCUCGGCGGUCCCUUGUCCCGGGAGGCCCAGGGCGUCGUCAGGGACCUCCUGAAGGAGACACCGCAAGCAGGGUUGUUGCUGCCGACGGAGGCAGUGGAGACAGUGCUCCGCGUGUACCUCGAGGCGCUGUCCGCGCCGUGGGAAGCGCUCGCGGACACGUCGUGCGUGAGCCUGGCGUGCGAGCUCGUGGCGUCGCUGCACCGCUGCGACCUGGCGGUGACCUUCGAGCUGCUCCGCAGUCCCGUCUGCCGAGACCUCGUGGUGCUGCUGUUCGACGCCAGCUGCCGCCUGGACGCCCCGUACCGGGGGCUGCACCCCGAGGCUGUGGGGGCCUGGAGCGCGGCGGUGGGGGCCGUGUCCUGUGCGCGAGGCAGCGGCAGCGACGACCUCCGGGACCUGCUGGACAAGUUCGCGGUCGUGCUGCGACGCAAGCUGCUUGAACCUCUGGACCCUGAGGAUGCUGCGGUGCACCACCUGGCCCUGGGUGUGGCCCGCGGUCUGCUGGAGUGCGCGGCACGGGACCCGACCGGUCGCGUGGACAUAGCCGUGCUGGCGACGCUGCACGCCCGCCUCCUCGACGCCGUGUCGAGGGACGCGCCCGGGUGGUGGGCCCAGGCGGCCGACCUCUGCCUGUACGCCCUGAGCGCGGCCGGCACGCUGCACUCCCCCGAGGCGUACCCGGGGGUCACCCCGCUGCCCGCCCCAAGCGAGGUCCCGUGCUUCUCCCGCCUGGUCGCCCUCGGCCUCUUCUCCGCCCUCCUGCUGUCGGAGCUGCGCCCUGCCGGUGACGACGACGAUGACGACGACGAGGAGCCCGCGAUGUUCCGCUGUCUGAGGGAGCACGUCAUCUCCGUCGUGUACACUCUAGUUUUAGGGACUACGUUUUCAUUUCACUAUAAAUCUACUUCGUAUGCCAGUGCCAUUAGCACCAAACUGGCAACCUUGUUCACGCACGCCCAGAAGUUGUUGGACGACCUGAGUUCGGUGGAAUUGGCAGAACUUGCAGCAUCCAUCUACAGCAGAUCUCGUGUGGACGGAGGACUCUGGCUGUUGGUGAAAGACCUGCCUUUAUCAGCAUCUCUGGACCUGACGGGUUGUGAAAGGCUGGAGGAAGAUGAGACGCCUCAUCCUCAUGCAAUUCAGCUGUACUGGAGCCUGAGACCGUCACCGGGGACGGGGAGACCUGCCCCCGUCGAGGCCGUGCUGAGGGCCCCGGAGGUCGCCGACCCGACGCUGGCCGCCGCCGCCGCCUGGUGCCGCGGGGGCGGCUCCGCGGGCGAGCGGGGCUUCUGGGAGCGCUGCACGGCACACGCCAGCGACCAGCUGGGGCGGGAGGCGCUGCUGUGGUCGCAGGGCAGGGACGCGGCGGGACUCAGCUGGGAGGAGGUGAGCAGGACGGUGUGCCUGCUGAACUUCACGACGGCAGUGCUGUCUCGAGACGGCACGGAGGCGUGGAGCGGCCUGGCCAGCGACGGCCAGGCGCUGCUGCCGCCCGUGCUCCAAGCCCUGGCCGAGUGCCGCUCGCAGCUGCUGGUACCCCCAGCGGGGCUGCGCCCUCCUCUGUCCCCCUCCCGGGUCGAGCCGGCCGCCGCGACGGGGAGCCCCGACGACUGCAAGGCCCAGGUGGUCGCGGUGGCCGCCCUGCGACUGCUGAGCCAGCUCCGGAGCGGCCGGCAAUCCUGGGAGAGCCGCUACACGGGGGACGUCUGCGCGUCUUUGCUCCAGCUACUCUUGUCUGUCUCAGAACGCGCAGACGUGCACACGCUCACGUGCCACGACGUGCCGCUACUGGAGAGCCUGGUGAGCGCCGUCACGGGGUUCGAGACGGAGGAGCUCUUCUCGGGCUGGGGAGUCGAGAAGAUCGCGGAGUUCGGUUGCGACCUGCUCACCAAGACCGUCUCGGAGUUGCAGCAAGUCGGCUACCACGUUCUGAAGUCGUCGCUGAAGCACCUGGUGCGGGUGGACUCGGAGGCGCUGGAGCGGUGCGUCGCGGACUCGGGGGACGAGGCGGAGGUGGCGGCGGGCCUGGGCGUGCGGCGGCUGCACCCGGUGCUCGACCACGUCCAGGGCCUCAUGGAGGCGCUGCUGUCCGACUUCUCCCCGGGGGACUGCUGCCUGGUGCGGCCCCACACCGACUCCUUCGCCUUCGCCCGCGCCUACCUGCUCGCCUGGGACCUGCUGCUGGCCGCCUGCGCCCGCGCCGACGCCGGCCUCCGCUUCCACUACGCGUCGCAGCUCUCGGACCAGGGCUACGUGGCGAGCCUGCUGCAGAUCCUGUUCCGCCUGAUGCCCGAGGACGUGGUCCACCUGAAGAAGUCCAAGAACAUGGAGUUCCUGCAGUCGGCCCUCUCCAGCGGCGGGAUCGAACCCCUGGGCUCCAGCCUGACGAGCGAGUGCCUCCAGGACUGGGUGUGCUGGGUGUACCUGCGCGCGCUGCAGAGGCUGCCCGCCGUGGUGCGGCAAUGGUGGAGCGGCCUGGACCCCCGGGCCUCCAGCCUCGUCGAGCAGGUCACCGCGCAGUACUUCUCCCCGACCCUGUGCGGCCUCGAGAUGGAGUCCUUGCAGUCCAAGAACGGCAACAUGACGGUACACGUGUACGGGCGGGCGCGGGAGGUGGUGGCCCGGUACCACGUGGAGGACGUGUCCCUGGAGCUGUCCGUGGUGCUGCCGCCCAACCACCCGCUGGGGCCCGUCAAGGUGGAGAGCGUCACCCGCCAGCCCAUGGUGGAGCACGCCAACUGGCGCAACUGGAUCAUGCAGCUCACCGUCUUCCUCGCGCACCAGAAUGGCUCGCUGUGGGACGGACUGAACCUGUGGAAGAGCAACCUGGACAAGAGGUUCGAGGGCAUUGAGGAGUGCUACAUCUGCUUCUCCAUCCUGCACGGCUCCAGCUUCCAGAUCCCCAAGAUACGGUGCGACACCUGCAAGAAGAAGUUCCACUCCCACUGCAUGUACAAGUGGUUCGACACUAGCAACAAGUCAACCUGCCCAAUCUGCCGCAACUUCAUUCUGUAACAGUCAACAACUUAUUGGUUUAUUAAUUUGUACAAAGUUGUUAUAAUCAUAUUCAAGAUUUCUUCCCACUUCUGUUAUAUAAAAUAUUUUUAUGAAAUGCUGCCAUAA